This is a messenger RNA of Maudiozyma barnettii, 1914 nucleotides long. It is a transcript of the gene NSI1, whose product is annotated as Nsi1p. Gene Ontology annotation, biological process: regulation of DNA-templated transcription. NCBI's taxonomy places the organism in Eukaryota, Fungi, Ascomycota, Saccharomycetes, Saccharomycetales, Saccharomycetaceae. Gene Ontology annotation, molecular function: transcription cis-regulatory region binding; DNA-binding transcription factor activity. The transcript has a single exon. The record is from RefSeq and is a predicted model, not a curated record. The coding region runs from base 1 to 1914 and encodes 637 amino acids. Gene Ontology annotation, cellular component: nucleus.
AUGCCAUCACAUAACGUGAAAAGAGAAAAACAUCUCAAUGGAUCGGAAACAAGAUCUGAUACUCAAGAAAAUGGGGUAAGUACUCAUGAUUCCGUAGAAGAAGCUGUAUUAAAAUAUGUUCGUGAUGGAUUUCAACAGAAUGAUCUCCAAAAGAUGUCAUCGGAUAAUGGUAAUGGUGGUAAUGACCAAGGUGAUGACGAGAACAACGAAGGUAAGAACAAUGGCAAUACAAGUGCUUCAGCUGCUACUAAUGAUGAUAUGAGUUGGUAUUUAAAACAUGAUGAAGAUAUAAACCAAUAUGAUCGUCAAGGUGCUAGUGCAACAAAUGAAGACGAUUCACAGGCUGCAACAUCAGAAUCUGUAGCAAUGGCUGCAGUCGCCGCUGCAUAUGCAUCAUCAUCUUCAACUUUAGGUAAAUCUGAGAAACGUAAGCACAAGAAAACUCACCGAGACAAUGAUGGAAAGAAAUCCAAAAAACACAAGAAACAAAAGAAGAAUCCUGAAACUGAUAUAGUUAAGGAAGAUGUGACAUCAAUUGCCGUUGAUCCUGCGCUAGCUACUCUUGAUAAUGACGAAGGUAAUGAUCCAUCCAAUAAUGCACAGGAUCAAUUAGUUCGAAAAGCUAUAAUAGAUACGGAUAGUAUAACUCAAAACCCUGAUUUCCAACAAUACUUAAAUACAGAUAUAUCAACAAAGGAUGAACCCCUAACAAAGAAGGUGACUACUGAAAAGACCAAAAAACCAAAGACAAAGAAAAGCUCCGAUGAAAGUGACAGUGCCACAUUGGUUGAUCCCGUUUCUAUGGAGGAGCCUGAAGUGCCUACCAAGAAUUACAAUGAUUUGAGUAAGGAUUAUGAAGGUGUCCUGCCAAAGGGCGUUUCUAUUACUAACGUAGGGCUCAAAACUGACAAGGAUACUCAUUUACUUCAAAGUGCCGCUACAGAUGCAUCGAAGAUGAUCCGUGAAGGUACACAAAGUACGGGUAAGGUAUUCGAUGCUAUUGAAGAAAGUGCUUUGGAUCAAUUUAUUGCAGAAUAUAGUAGAAUUAAAGGAUUCUCCAGAAAAGAAACAUGUGAAAGAAUUUGGACAAAUGGCCGCCGAAAGGAUGACUUUUGGAUAAAUAUUUGUAAGGUAUUACCUUACAGAACAAGGUCAUCCAUAUAUAAGCAUGUCCGCAGAAGAUAUCAUAUAUUUGAACAACGUGGUAAAUGGACACCGGAAGAAGAUGCUGAGUUGGCCAAACUUUGCGUAGAAAAAGAAGGGCAAUGGUCUGAAGUUGGUAAAUACUUAGGUAGAAUGCCAGAAGAUUGUAGAGAUCGUUGGAGAAAUUAUAUAAAAUGUGGGUCCAAGAGAGCAUCUAAUAAAUGGACUCCAGAGGAGGAAGAAAAAUUAAAAGAUGUUAUUGCAAGAUUAAUAUUCGAUGCUACUGGGCAAAAAGGUGACUUUCCUGAAAGAAAAAUUGACGAAGUUGAUGAAGAUGGUCUGGAGAUUGAAAAAAGUCUUCCAACUAUGCCUAAAACGAAAGAAAAUCAGAAGAAGUUUCAGGAUAUUAUUAAUUGGACCCUAGUAAGCGAACGUAUGGAUGGUGCAAGAUCUCGUAUUCAAUGUCGAUACAAAUGGAAUAAACUUGUAAAAAAACAAGCAAUACAGAGAAUUCAAAAUAUAUCAGAAGACACCAAAAAAUGGACUCUGGAGAAAUUACGAGAUCUUGGAUUCACUGAAGAUUCUCAAGUUGACUGGGAUGAACUUGCUACUCUUUGCCCUGAUACAGAAUGGUCUGGUUUGGAACUCAAGCUCUCUUAUGAGAAGUUACGCACUUUGGUAAAAGAUCACAAAUCCAAAAAUAUAAAUGAAAUAUCAAAGGAAUUAUUAGGUAUCAUAGACGGUCCACUACAGGGUGACAAAGACAGUUAG